CUCCACCCACACCCAGAUUCAGAUCCGUUAACUCUUCUUCCUUCUUCUUAAAGUACGUGCACUAAUUACCCAAAAUACCCUCUCAAAACACCAUAAUAACAUUUUAGUCCCCUCACUAAAUGUAAAAAAUUGCAAAGAUUGGGGUUUCUCUGCAAAUAGUAUUAAAUGUGUUACCAGCAUGUAAAAUUCCUUUCCUCUUCACUCUCCUUGCCAUUCUAAAUUUUUUGUAUGCUUUUUGACUUUGUACUUGGUUUUCCCAGAGAGAGAGAGAGAAUGGAGGGAGUUGGAGGAGGAGCGCACUACAAUCCUCGCACAGUCGAAGAGGUUUUCAGGGAUUUCAAAGGCCGUAGAGCUGGAAUGAUCAAAGCCCUCACCACAGAUGUUGAAGAAUUCUAUCAGCAAUGCGACCCGGAGAAGGAGAAUUUGUGUCUCUAUGGAUUUCCGAGUGAGCAGUGGGAAGUUAACUUACCUGCUGAAGAGGUGCCACCGGAGCUACCAGAGCCUGCACUUGGUAUCAACUUUGCAAGAGAUGGCAUGCAAGAAAAGGAUUGGUUAUCUUUAGUUGCUGUCCACAGUGAUGCAUGGCUACUUUCUGUCGCCUUUUAUUUUGGCGCAAGAUUUGGAUUUGAUAAAGCUGACAGGAAGAAACUUCAUAAUAUGAUAAAUGAUCUUCCAACAAUAUAUGAAGUUGUGACAGGUGCUGCAAAGAAACAUUUAAAGGAAAAGCCAUCAGGAAAUCAUGGCAGCAGCAACAGGUCCAAGUCAAACUCUAGGAUGCGGGGACCAGAAACUCAGGUAAAACAGCCAAAAUCAUUGGAGCCAAAAGAUGAAGACGAUGACUUAGAUGAAGAAGAUGAAGACGAGCACGGGGAAACAUUAUGUGGGGCAUGUGGUGAAAACUAUGCAUCAGAUGAAUUUUGGAUUUGUUGUGACAUCUGCGAGAAGUGGUUCCAUGGAAAGUGUGUGAAGAUAACCCCGGCAAGAGCCGAACAUAUUAAGCAGUACAAAUGCCCAUCGUGCAGCAACAAGAGAUCUCGCCCUUGAAAUGCUCAAUGAAUCUGAUGCAGACUUCUAGCUUUACGCUUGUUUGAAUGAAAUCUGCUAACUGCUUUGCAUAGUAGUCGUUCUUUCUUAGUUCUAGAAUUCGUGCAAACUUGUGAAUCUGUGUACCUUGUUUCAGGGGGAAUCUCAGUGUAAGUUUAGUACCAUUAAUGUUUGGAUGCCCCGCUCAUAAUUAAGUACAUUUUAAUUUUAGUUUCUCUAAUGGUUAAAUAGAUAGUCUUACAAAA
Molecule: messenger RNA, 1289 nt
Organism: Cannabis sativa
Lineage: Eukaryota; Viridiplantae; Streptophyta; Magnoliopsida; Rosales; Cannabaceae
Product: PHD finger protein ALFIN-LIKE 5
Exons: 5
Coding region: 229-1044 (271 amino acids)
Biological process (GO): regulation of DNA-templated transcription
Cellular component (GO): nucleus
Molecular function (GO): transcription cis-regulatory region binding; transcription coregulator activity; histone binding
Source: RefSeq, a predicted model, not a curated record